Aspergillus eucalypticola CBS 122712 is the source of this 1541-nucleotide messenger RNA. It is a transcript of the gene slu7, whose product is annotated as mRNA splicing protein SLU7. Gene Ontology annotation, biological process: mRNA splicing, via spliceosome. NCBI's taxonomy places the organism in Eukaryota, Fungi, Ascomycota, Eurotiomycetes, Eurotiales, Aspergillaceae. The record is from RefSeq and is a predicted model, not a curated record. Gene Ontology annotation, molecular function: pre-mRNA 3'-splice site binding. Bases 34 to 1461 code for a protein of 475 amino acids. The transcript has a single exon. Gene Ontology annotation, cellular component: spliceosomal complex.
CUUUGCGCCUUCUGUUCCCUGCCAUCCGCCAUCAUGUCUAAAAAACCCGCCGAUGUGGCGUCGAAAGAGCGCAACGAGUACAUUCCGUCUUUCAUCUCGAAAAAGCCGUUCUAUAUCGACGACGACUCUCAAGCGAAUGACUACCUAGAGCAUCAACGUCUGCAAAAGUCGACAGCAGACCAGUCAAAAUGGUACGAUCGUGGCAAGCGUGCUGGUCCCGCGGCCACCAAGUACCGGAAAGGCGCCUGUGAGAACUGCGGCGCCAUGACCCACAAGACGAAAGAGUGUUUGAGUCGCCCUCGAAAGCAUGGUGCCAAAUGGACCGGUAAAGAUAUUCAGGCGGAUGAAGUCAUACAAGACGUCAACAUGGGGUGGGAUGCGAAGAGAGAUCGGUGGAACGGCUACGAUCCGAGCGAAUAUCGACAAGUGGUGGAGGAGUACGAGGAACUUGAAAAAUUGAAACGAGUCACGAAACAGGAUGGCGAAAAUGAGGGCAAGGAUGGCGAGGCCGAUGACGAUGAAGAUGCGCCUCAGGAGGAAGCCCGCUACGCUGAGGAGUCCGACAUGGGAAGACAACAGAGCACCGCCACUCGCAACCUCCGUAUCCGAGAAGACACGGCAAAGUAUCUGCUGAACCUGGACCUUGAUUCGGCCAAGUACGACCCGAAGACACGACGGAUGGUUGAUAUGGGCGCUCAGGAUGAUCAGGCAGCAGCACUUGUUGCCGAAGAGAACUUUGUCCGCGCUUCAGGUGAUGCUGCUGAAUUUGAGAAGGCGCAAAGAUAUGCCUGGGAAUCACAAGAACGUGGUGCACAGAAGGUCCACUUGCAGGCGAACCCGACAGCUGGAGAGGUCAUGCGGAAGAAGGAGGAGGCAGAGUCCGUCGCGAAACGUGAAGCUCAACGGAAGGCUCUUCUGGAUAAGUAUGGUGGUCAAGAGCACCUCGACCCCACACCGUUGCGGGAUACAAUGGUUGUUGAGAACGAGAGGUUCGUCGAAUAUGACGAGACGGGUGCGAUCAAGGGAGCACCAAAGAAGGCGGCCAAAUCGAAGUAUGCUGAAGACAUCUUCACCAACAACCAUACAUGCGUCUGGGGAAGUUGGUGGCACAACUUUGAGUGGGGAUAUGCCUGUUGCUUUUCCACCGUCAAAAACAGCUAUUGUACUGGUGAAGAUGGGAAGCGCGCAUUCCAGGAAGCAGACCAGCUGCUGAUGCUGUCUGAGAACGGGGCCGAUGGUGACGAGCCAUCCGCUGGGCAUGAAGAUAACGACGCGCAUGAAGCUGUUGAUGACGCUCAACCCUCGGAACAACAGGAGACAUCCAACUCUAAUACGAAGAAGAGAACGCUCAUGGAGGUGCAGUCUGGAAUUACCGAGGAAGAAAUUGAAUCAUACAAGCGAAGCCGGCUUGCGGCCGACGAUCCUAUGGCCGCAUUCAUCGGCAAAGACGACCUUGUAUAGCGCUCCUAUAACAUUUCAUAGUAUGUCACAUCUGCUAUAUAGGCGCCUAGUAUUUACCAUAGAUACCCAUUCAAACUGUG